Ipomoea nil (Japanese morning glory) is the source of this 2323-nucleotide messenger RNA. RefSeq names its product sister chromatid cohesion 1 protein 3. Gene Ontology annotation, biological process: synaptonemal complex assembly; replication-born double-strand break repair via sister chromatid exchange; mitotic sister chromatid cohesion. Bases 157 to 2163 code for a protein of 668 amino acids. The transcript is spliced from 12 exons. The record is from RefSeq and is a predicted model, not a curated record. Gene Ontology annotation, molecular function: chromatin binding; protein binding. Gene Ontology annotation, cellular component: cohesin complex; synaptonemal complex. Lineage: Eukaryota; Viridiplantae; Streptophyta; Magnoliopsida; Solanales; Convolvulaceae.
CUGGAAAUCAGAACCCCCCACUUCAAAAACCCUACACCAAUCCAGCCCGCUCACAUUCUGUCUCAUAAAGAUUCAAGCUUUUUUCCUCCACAGCGUCUGCAAGUGAAAAUCUUCGGGAAGAUUGAGGUGUAACAGAGGAAGGAAGGAGGAUUAAGGAUGUUUUAUUCGCACACUUUCUUGGCUCGGAAGGGUCCAAUGGGGACUGUUUGGUGCGCCGCGCAUCUACAGCACAGCCUCAGGAAGACGGAUUACACCAGAACCAAUAUACUGUCUACAGUUGAGUGCAUCAUGUAUCCCGAAGUACCAAUUGCACUGCGGAUGUCUGGCCAUCUUUUGCUUGGCGUUGUUCGAAUAUAUUCAAAACAAGUCGAAUACUUUUUUCAAGAAUGUAAUUACCUGGAGUUGCGGUUGAGAAAGGCGUUCUUGUCAACGAGUGUCAAUCUACCUGAAGGUGCAACUCAAGCGACUUAUAAUUCCAUCACUUUGCCAGAAACGUUUCAACUCGAUGCAUUACAAUCAGAUUAUGAUUUACGUGCAGAGAGGUUUGUGGAUACUCACCUUAAACCACUUGAAGAGAUCACACUCGAAGAGCAAGUUCCCAUGGGAGGGGAUCAAUAUGUUGCGAUUUAUAUUGAUGAGGAUGAGGGGAGGGGUUUAUCAACUGAGAAUAUUGUCUCUGGAUUGGAAGCAACACCUAUGGAGAUAGACCCUCAGCCUCCAGUUGGGGAGGGGACACCUGGUGGUCCUCAACAUUCUCCCCAGAGUACCCCGGCUCAAGAGUUUCCAGAAACUGAGGUUAUGCGUGAUGCUUCGCAUGAUGUUGGUGUUCCUAGUACUCCGAUGUGGCAAGACAGGAGGGAUGAUGUGUUGGAACCUGACCUUGUUUUGGCGGAGCAGGUGACGAAAGAUGAUCAAAAUCGUUCUCCCGUAGGGGUAGUCGAGGAAAUGUUGCCUUCGGGAGGGCGUUCUUCCCCACCUCAACAUCGCGAGCACCCUUCAGCUUCUGCAGAAGUUGGCCAAGGAAACACGAGUUCACCCCUGUCAUUUGGGAACGGGUCACCUGAACUAGCAAUGCGCCCAUCCCCGCCCCCACCACCGCCCCCUCCUGAGCAGCGACCGGCAAGGCAAAGAAAGAGGAAGGUGGUUAUCGAUGAAGCCUUAGUGUUGUCAAAUCAGGUUCUUAAGGCUGGACUAAACGACACAAGUCGCUUGAAACGGGCAAGAAAGGAAGUUCCCCACUCUUCUUUGGGCAUAUGGAGAUCAAGCAAGAGACUAAAAAAGGAUGCCAUGUUCUUCUUCGAGCCCUUAAUAACUGGGCAGUGUGGAGAACUGUCUAAUAUGCAUGAAAAAGAUUUCGUUUUUGCAAGAGCCCACCCGUCUUCCACAGAUGAGGCUCGUGAAGAGGCCACUGGUGCACAAUCUUCCUCUCCUUCGGGGCGUGAUGAUAUGGAAAUCGAACAUCUUCGUGAGAAUGUAGGCCCUACUGAAGGCGAUAUUUUGCAUGAAGUCUUGCCUAUGCCAAGUACAUUGGUUUCCUCUCCGGUCACAUCCCUGCCUUCUCCAAGCAGACAAGAAGAUUUUACUCCUGCUCCUACCUCAUUAGGGCCACAAUCAGAUCAGGCUGAAAGAACUAUUGAUUCUGGGAUAUUACCUACACCAGACCCUGCUGCAUCAACUGGGCAUCUUCAUUCAGAUAUGGACACCCCUUUGACAAUCCCUGAGGAGGAUUUGCGGUUUGAAGCCACUGCUCUAUCUGAUAUCCCCGAGUUUGACAAUUCUGCUGGGGAUUUAAGUUUUCUGGAACAAGAUGAAAGCACCCCUACUGGCUCUCAGGGAACUCCAGAAGUGGGUUUAUCUGGAAAACAAAGAACUCCAGAAUUUGAUGCAUUAUCUACCAGAACAAGAGCUGUCGCACAAUAUCUUAAAGGUCAGUCAUCAACAACUCCCAUCUCCGAAGGUCAAUCACCAGCAAGUACCAUGCCGGGACCUGGAGAUCUGAGCUUAAAUGCAGUUCUGGAAGGCAAAACCAGGAAAAUAUGUGCUAGAAUGUUUUUCGAGACUCUUGUUUUGAAGAACUGCGGGCUGAUAGAUGUAAAGCAAGAAGAACCCUAUGGCGAUGUUACUUUGAAGGCAACUUCUAAGCUAUGGAAGGAACAACUAUGAAGCUAAAUAAAAUAUAAUCGACAUGUGAAAUUAGAGGUAGAAAUGUAGAAUACAGAAAGCAUAGUGCUUUUGAUGCAUGUAGCCAUGUAGGAGCUAGAAAAGCCAAAACCCUGUAAUUUAUACUGGUAAAGAUUAACAACAAUUUUUCCAUUCUUGAAAA